Messenger RNA from Equus caballus (horse), 2820 nucleotides. The record is from RefSeq and is a predicted model, not a curated record. Lineage: Eukaryota; Metazoa; Chordata; Mammalia; Perissodactyla; Equidae.
UGCACCACGCGGGCCUCGAAAAAAAGGGCACAGAGGCCAUAAGAUAUGGAGGAAGGGCUGUUGAUAAGGUUUAAAAACAAAAAGCCAGCGGCUUCUGCACGUGAUUGACAAGCAGCAGAUUACUUCCCUUGUUGGGACUAGUGUUCCAGUCCAGACUCUUGGCCUUAGUCUAGUUUGGGGGAUGGAUGGAUGGAUGGGUCGACUGACCGCGGGACUGUGGUCGGGCGGGUGGGAUGGGUUGCAGGACCUCCGGCAGAUACCAAAAUCCGCGGUGUUUAAGUCCCCUAGUCAGCGCUCGGUAUCCGCCGGUUCCGCAGCCGCGGAUUCAACCGACCACGGAGAGGGUAGUACUAUGUUUACGAUCCUCGGAUCCAGGAUGCGGCGGGCCAACUGUAUAUACUACUUGACCCUUGGGUGCGAAAGCGCCCAGCCCCAGGGCAUCCUAGAACGUUUAAACUCGGGAGAGGUUGUCAUUGGCGAUGGAGGGUUUGUCUUUGCCCUGGAGAAGAGGGGCUAUGUUAAGGCAGGUCCCUGGACCCCAGAGGCUGCCGUGGAGCACCCGGAAGCAGUUCGCCAGCUUCAUCGAGAGUUCCUCAGAGCUGGAUCGAAUGUCAUGCAGGCCUUUACCUUUUAUGCGAGUGAGGACAAGCUGGAGAACAGGGGAAACUACGUUGCCGAGAAAAUAUCCGGGAAGAAAGUCAACGAAGCAGCUUGCGACAUUGCCCGGCAAGUGGCUGAUGAGGGAGACGCGUUGGUGGCAGGAGGAGUGAGCCAGACGCCUUCGUACCUUAGCUGCAAGAGCGAGACUGAAGUGAAAAAAGUCUUUGAGCAGCAGCUGGAGGUCUUUCUAAAGAAGAACGUGGACUUCCUGAUUGCAGAGUAUUUUGAACACGUUGAAGAGGCUGUGUGGGCAGUUGAAGCCUUGAAAGCAUCUGGGAAACCAGUGGCAGCGACCAUGUGCAUCGGCCCGGAGGGCGAUUUGCACGGCGUGAGCCCUGGCGAGUGCGCCGUGCGCCUGGUUAAAGCAGGGGCGUCCAUCGUUGGCGUGAACUGCCAUUUUGACCCCACAAUUAGUUUACAAACAGUGAAGCUCAUGAAAGAAGGCUUGGAGGCUGCCCGACUGAAAGCCCACCUGAUGAGUCAGCCUUUGGCCUACCACACUCCCGACUGCAACAAACAGGGGUUUAUCGAUCUGCCAGAAUUCCCCUUCGGACUGGAGCCCAGAGUCACAACGAGAUGGGAUAUUCAAAAAUAUGCCAGAGAGGCCUACAACCUGGGGGUCAGGUACAUUGGCGGGUGCUGUGGAUUUGAACCCUACCACAUCAGGGCGAUUGCAGAGGAGCUGGCCCCAGAAAGGGGCUUUUUGCCACCAGCUUCAGAAAAGCAUGGCAGCUGGGGAAGCGGUUUGGACAUGCACACCAAACCGUGGAUUCGAGCCAGGGCCAGGAAGGAAUACUGGGAAAAUCUCCGGAUAGCCUCCGGCAGGCCAUACAACCCUUCACUGUCAAAGCCUGACGCCUGGGGAAUGACCAAGGGAACAUCCGAGCUGAUGCAGCAGAAAGAAGCCACAACUGAGCAGCAGCUCAGAGAGCUUUUCGAAAAACAGAAAUUCAAAUCUGCACAGUAGCCUUCGUGGAAGCUGUUUUGGGUGACUUCCUUUACGGUUGGGCCACAGCUCCUAGAAAUACAGAAAAAGAUAGUUAAAAAGCAAUGCUUGUGCUAACGCCAGCCUACACAUAAAGCUGGUACUAGCUGAACAAAAUAGAAUUACAAAUAGCGCUUGACAAUUUUAAAAGUAUGUUUUAGAAGUUUACUUAGAAGCAAAAUCAGUAAGGAGCGAACCUUAAGUAGGUUUACUGAUUACUCACCGUGUGUAAGGUAUUAAGGGAAUCUCUGCGGCCAAGGAAAAGUAAUUGGACAUUAAUCCGCCUUCAGGAAGUUCGCCUGGUAGUAAGGAGGAGGAGGAGGCGUGAGCUGUCAUAAGUGGCUCAGGGCCAGACAGGGACAGAUAGAGUGCUACAGGGAAGUGACUUCCAAGCUCUCUUGAACACGACCCUCAGCAAGAAACACAAUUUAUAUAAUGACCCAGUAAAACAUAUAAUAUACAACCACUGAAAUAAAAUGUGUGAUCGAUUCUGGUAUUUUCUAUUCCAUUCCUUUCCGUCCUGUUUCAUUAACAAAACAUGCUGGCUGAGACCCUUGGAACUGACCUUAUGACCCAUCGAUGAGUUUUGACCCAUAGUUUGAAAAACACUGCUAUGGGACACUUCGGAUAUAGGCACUUUGGUAUUUCUUCAAGUUUAUUCUUAGAAGAUCAGUCGUAUGGAACAUAAAGUCCAGAGUCCUGCUCUCAGAGUUCCAGAGGUGUUCUCUCUCCUCGCUGACCCAUUCCUACUGCUAAGAAACACACAGACUCAUCUAGGUGUCCUGCUCAAAACUGGAUCCACCCAAAGGCCUCCAAAGGGUAAGGCUGAGGAGCAGUGAGCCUGUGUUACUUUGGUAGCUUAAAAAUAGUAUAAUAAAGGAAAAAUAGAGUUCUCCAAACUCUAUGCAGGUUUCUUAGAUUGAGAGCUAUGAUAUUUUCACAUAAUGUCUACUCUCCUAUGAGAGCUCAAGGCUGAAGAUGCAAGACCAUUAGAAUAAACAUGGCUAGCCACUCUUACUGUACUAGAAAAGGGUUCAUGCUGCUUUCUAAACAUCCUUGGAUGGGUUUAGCUGUUUUGAAACUAAUUUUUUUCAGCUAUUAAAAGAGAGGAGCUAUUGGUUGUAUUUGAUUCUUAAUUUUGUUCCAUAAUUAAAGUCCUAUGUGAAAUCUCUAUA